AUGCUCUUGAGGGGCCUGGAGCGCUCCCCAAGGGAUGGCUCUGGCCCGGAGCGCUCCCCAAGGGAUGGCUCUGGCCCGGAGCGCUCCCCAAGGGAUGGCUCUGGCCUGGAGCGCUCCCCAAGGGAUGGCUCUGGGCGGGAGCGCUCCCCAAGGGAUGGCUCUGGGCUGGAGCGCUCCCCAAGGGAUGGCUCUGGCCUGGAGCGCUCCCCAAGGGAUGGCUCUGGCCUGGAGCGCUCCCCAAGGGAUGGCUCUGGCCUGGAGCGCUCCCCAAGGGAUGGCUCUGGCCUGGAGCGCUCCCCAAGGGAUGGCUCUGGCCUGGAGCGCUCCCCAAGGGAUGGCUCUGGCCUGGAGCGCUCCCCAAGGGAUGGCUCUGGGCUGGAGCGCUCCCCAAGGGAUGGCUCUGGCCUGGAGCGCUCCCCAAGGGAUGGCUCUGGCCUGGAGCGCUCCCCAAGGGAUGGCUCUGGCCUGGAGCGCUCCCCAAGGGAUGGCUCUGGGCUGGAGCGCUCCCCAAGGGAUGGCUCUGGCCUGGAGCGCUCCCCAAGGGAUGGCUCUGGCCUGGAGCGCUCCCCAAGGGAUGGCUCUGGCCUGGAGCGCUCCCCAAGGGAUGGCUCUGGCCUGGAGCGCUCCCCAAGGGAUGGCUCUGGCCUGGAGCGCUCCCCAAGGGAUGGCUCUGGCCUGGAGCGCUCCCCAAGGGAUGGCUCUGGCCUGGAGCGCUCCCCAAGGGAUGGCUCUGGCCUGGAGCGCUCCCCAAGGGAUGGCUCUGGCCUGGAGCGCUCCGCAAGGGAUGGCUCUGGCCUGGAGCGCUCCCCAAGGGAUGGCUCUGGCCUGGAGCGCUCCCCAAACGCCUGCCAGUUAGAGAUGGUGAUGGCACUUCUUGUAGCCCCACAGCUGCAGGAGCGAAUACAGUGCUCUGCUCCUCACAUUCCUGUCUUUUCAGAUCAGUCCUCAAAUCCUAUUACUGGAGCAGUUGAGUCUCAGAAGCCUGAACACUUGCACGGCUUCAUGCCUCAACUGCUGGCCUUGGUGCCUGCUGUGUGCGUUGGAGCAGCAGCAGCCACGGCAACAAGCACCAGAGCCCCCACAGCAGCAGCUAGGGACGUACCCCACAGCACCAGGGGCGUGUGGGCAGCACACCCCGCCGGCACCUCCCAUACCAACGCCCCUCCCUCCGCCUCCUCCCGUCUCUCCUCGUCGUGCCUUCCCUCAGAAAGUGCUGCCUCAGAUCCCUCCGAGUCUCCUCCCAGCCCUGCUGCUCCCGCCAGCCUGUCCGUUUCCCCGUCUGCAGCUGCUGUUUCUGAUGGCCACGUGAGCCGCAUGGGAAGGCACUCGCAGCGCGGUGUGGUGACGGCAUCACAUGCUGCUGAAGCGCACUCCCCCCUCACUUUGCGUCCUCCACCUUUCGCGCGCACGCCCCCCCACCUCACUCGGUCGCAGUGUUCGCUCCGGCUCCGUUCCGCCUCGACUGCCCUCACUGCGCAUCCCCCCUGCCUCCCCGCCUCCUCCCCCCCAUCCCCCUCCCCCCUCUUCGCGCCCAACAACGGCCCCCCUCACCUGGUCGGAGGAUUCGCUCCAGCUCAAACGGAUCUGCGUAUAGCCCACGUGGAAUGGGCUGCUCCAAUCGUAUCGUGA
Closterium sp. Naga37s-1 is the source of this 1629-nucleotide messenger RNA. The record is from the annotation of a GenBank genome assembly. Lineage: Eukaryota; Viridiplantae; Streptophyta; Zygnematophyceae; Desmidiales; Closteriaceae.